AGCGCGCGGGGGCGGAAGCGGCAGCGGCGGCGGCGGCCGCUGUCAGAGCUGGAGAGCGGCCGGCGGAGUCGUCAUGGAGGGUCAGCGCUGGCUGCCGCUGGAGGCCAACCCCGAGGUCACCAACCAGUUUCUCAAACAGUUAGGCCUGCACCCUAACUGGCAGUUUGUUGAUGUGUACGGGAUGGAGCCUGAACUUCUCAGCAUGGUGCCAAGACCAGUGUGUGCAGUGUUACUCCUCUUCCCCAUCACAGAGAAGUAUGAAGUGUUCAGAACAGAAGAGGAAGAAAAAAUAAAAUCUCAAGGACAAGAUGUUACGUCAUCAGUGUAUUUCAUGAAGCAAACCAUCAGCAACGCCUGCGGGACAAUAGGGUUAAUCCACGCCAUUGCAAACAACAAGGACAAGAUGCACUUCGAAUCUGGAUCAACCUUGAAAAAAUUCCUGGAGGAGUCUGUGUCAAUGAGCCCUGAAGAAAGAGCCAAGUACCUGGAGAACUAUGACGCUAUUCGAGUUACUCAUGAGACCAGUGCACAUGAAGGUCAGACUGAGGCACCAAGUAUAGAUGAGAAAGUAGAUCUUCAUUUUAUUGCGUUAGUUCAUGUAGAUGGGCAUCUCUAUGAAUUAGAUGGACGGAAACCAUUUCCAAUCAACCACGGGAAAACUAGUGAUGAGACGUUGUUAGAGGAUGCCAUAGAAGUGUGCAAGAAGUUCAUGGAGCGUGACCCCGAUGAGUUAAGGUUUAAUGCAAUUGCUCUCUCGGCAGCGUAGCUUCUCGACAGAAAUGCCAAAUGUGUGUUAUCUGCAACAAAACUUACAUUUCUGCUGCCAUAACUAACUCAAAAUUUUUGAUAUUUUCAUUAACUUGACUGAUUAAACUUUAUGUGAAUAAACUUUGA
Microtus oregoni (creeping vole) is the source of this 894-nucleotide messenger RNA. It is a transcript of the gene Uchl3, whose product is annotated as ubiquitin C-terminal hydrolase L3. The record is from RefSeq and is a predicted model, not a curated record. Gene Ontology annotation, molecular function: cysteine-type deubiquitinase activity. Gene Ontology annotation, biological process: protein deubiquitination; ubiquitin-dependent protein catabolic process. Gene Ontology annotation, cellular component: cytoplasm. The transcript has 9 exons. The coding region runs from base 74 to 766 and encodes 230 amino acids. Lineage: Eukaryota; Metazoa; Chordata; Mammalia; Rodentia; Cricetidae.